Vicia faba (fava bean) is the source of this 774-nucleotide messenger RNA. Lineage: Eukaryota; Viridiplantae; Streptophyta; Magnoliopsida; Fabales; Fabaceae. The record is from the annotation of a GenBank genome assembly.
AUGGGAAGAUCACCUUGCUGUGACAAAGCCAAUGUUAAAAGAGGUCCAUGGUCACCAGAAGAAGACUCUAAACUCAAAGCUUAUAUCCAACAACAUGGUACUGCUGGCAAUUGGAUAGCUCUUCCAAAGAAAAUAGUAGGCCUCAAAAGAUGUGGAAAAAGUUGUCGUCUUCGAUGGCUAAAUUAUCUUCGUCCAAAUCUUAGACAUGGGAGAUUCUCCGAAGAAGAAGAUAACAUUAUUUGCAGCCUCUAUGUCAAUAUUGGAAGCAGGUGGUCAGUUAUAGCAGCACAGUUACCAGGACGAACAGAUAAUGAUAUAAAGAACCACUGGAACACAAGGUUGAAGAAGAAACUUUUGACAAAGCCAACGAAAGAGCAACAAUCUGAAACUCGCCAAGUUUUCAUCCUAAAUCAAAAGAUCAAGAGAGAAAGUGCUUCUUCUAUGCAAGACUAUAACCUCAAGGAAGUUGAGUUCUAUGAUAAUAAUCAACUGCAGCCAGUAAAUGCUAACAUUUACUUCCCACAAGAUGAACUAUAUUAUCCAUCCACAAUGAAUAACGUAACUUCUGCAGAGUUGACCUGUGUGAACCAGCAACAAGAAGACUAUGGAUCAACUAGGAUUAGUGGUAGCACGAACUUGAAUUCAAUAGAAAGCACUAGUUGGGGGGAUAUGAGGUCUUUGAUUAACUCACCUUUGGUUUCUGAUUAUGAAGGUUGUCAACAAGAUGUUAGUUUCGAUGAGUCUAUGUUCUAUGGAAUGAUCCAAUCGCAAUGA